AUGGCCUCCGCCCCCCAACCACAGCUGACGGUGAAGAUGUCGAAGCAGGCGCUCCGCUCCACCCUCAAGAAGACGUUGGCGGCGCUCCCGGCGCUGGCCAUCGCCGCCCAGCUGGCGCUGGUGGCGCGCCACGUCGCCGCCCUCCCCGAGUACGCCGCCGCCCGCCGCAUCGCCCUCUAUAUGAGCAUGGACGCCGAGGCGCAAACGGCGCCGGUGAUCCACCAGGCGUUUGCCGAUGGCAAACGGGUAUUCUUGCCUCGCUGUGAGUCGGCAGCGGUCCCCGGAAGAAAACGGAACCACUUGCGGAUGCUCGAGGUGCCGCUGGAAGCAGCGGUGCUGCAGCUUCAGCCCCAAGGCAAGUACCAGUUGCGCGAGCCGCUCUCCGGUGCUGAGGGCCUAGACGAAGGGCUCGACCUUAUCGUGGUGCCGGGAGUAGCGUUUCUGGCGGCGAAAGCUCGUUUGGGCCACGGCGCCGGCUUCUACGACGAGUUCUUCCUGGUGUACCAGGCGCGCCACGGUCGAUUGCCGUUUUUGGUCGGGGUGGGGCUUGAGCCGCAACUCGUGGAUAACGUACCCACCGAAGCCCACGACGUGCCCCUAGAUGCCGUCAUUGUUGGCGACGCCGUCUUUCGCUAG
Diutina rugosa is the source of this 636-nucleotide messenger RNA. RefSeq names its product 5-formyltetrahydrofolate cyclo-ligase. Gene Ontology annotation, molecular function: 5-formyltetrahydrofolate cyclo-ligase activity. The coding region runs from base 1 to 636 and encodes 211 amino acids. Lineage: Eukaryota; Fungi; Ascomycota; Pichiomycetes; Serinales; Debaryomycetaceae. Gene Ontology annotation, biological process: tetrahydrofolate interconversion; folic acid-containing compound biosynthetic process. Gene Ontology annotation, cellular component: mitochondrion. The transcript has a single exon. The record is from RefSeq and is a predicted model, not a curated record.